GAAGAAACGUUCAGCUCCGGGUUGAAUCCACUAAACUGAGCAUUAAACUGAAGGCUUGUGUUGGAUGUACAUCCAGCAGACAGAGCAGAAUCUCUUGUUCCCAGCUGUGUGUCUGUGAAGAUCUACUCUUCCAAAGAGGAAUCUCUAGUCUUCAAACAUGGACCCGGACUCCAAGACAAGACAUGUGGUUCUAAAAGACAGAUGGAAAAGUUCCAAGAGGAUGGAUCCUCCACUGAAGUUAUUUAAAGAACCUGGACCCUCAGAUAUAAAAGAGAGGAAGAUGAGUUACAGUACGAAGAAGCAGCCGUCCCACUGUGCUGCCUGUUUGGGCAUCCUGGAGGAUCCAUUCUCUACCAGCUGUGGACACUGGUUCUGCGGACAGUGUAUCACCAAACAAUGGUACCACCAUGGUUCAUCAGGAGAGUUUGCCUGUCCCCAGUGUGGAAAAAGAUCCAGAAGACUGGAGACAGCUGGUCAGAGCAGCCUUCAACAAAUAUACCAGGAGAUCCAAGAGAUCCCGAGGUCAGAGGACAGGUCAAAGCAGAAACUCUUUGAGAUCCAGUGCUCUGCUCUGGCCUACAUGCUGCUCAUGUCAGAGGAGGUUCCAGAUGAGUUGGACCUGGAGAAGUACAACACAUUAGAGGAGGGACGACUAAGACUGAUUCCAGCUGUGAGGAGCUGCAAGAAGGCUGUGAUUUCUGUCUGGAUGCUCUCAGAGGCUCACUGUGAAGUCAUAGCCUCAGCUCUGAAGUCCGACCCCUCCCGUCUGAGAGAGCUGGAGCUGUGGUCCCCUAUCGCUGAUUCAGGAGUGAAGAUGCUGUGUUCUGGACUGGAGAGUCCAAACUGUAGACUGGAGAUUCUGAGAUUAGGAAGAUGCAUUUUGUCAGAGUCCAGCUGUGCAUCCAUAGCCUCUUCUCUGAAAUCUAAUCCCUCCCAUCUAAGAGAGCUUGAUCUCAGUGUCAACAUGCUAAAGGACUCAGGAGUGAAGCUGCUUGGUGAUUUUCUGCAGAGUCCAAACUGCAAACUGGAGAUUUUGAGAUUGAGUGUAUGUGGUUUGUCAGAGCUGUGCUGUUCUUCUCUGGCCUCAGCUCUGAGGUCCAACCCUUCACAUCUGAGAGAGUUGGACCUGAACUUCAACGAGCUCCAGGAUGCCGGAGUGGAGUUUCUGUGUGAUUAUCUGCAGAGUCCAAACUGCAAACUGGAGACUCUGAGAUUGAGUGGAUGCAGUUUGUCAAAGAUCAGCUGUUCUUCUCUGGCCUCAGCUCUGAGGUCCAACCCCUCCCAUCUGAGAGAGUUAGAGCUGAUUGGAAACAAGCUCCAGGAUUCAGGAGUGAAACCUCUGAGUGACCUUGUGCAGAGUCCACACUGCAGACUUGAGUCUCUGAGCUUUGGGGAGUUUCCCUUCGAUAAGAGGAUCACAGCUGAUAAAAAAAUAUCUCUGAAAGCCCAACACUCCUCACUAUCAAGAGACUUCAAUGUCAAAAAGGAGAAGGAAGACUUUCAUCUGCUUGAUGAUAGAACGGCUCCAUUAUCCUUCUUACCUGAAAAGACCAACUGUACAUACAGGUUCAGGUGUCCUGGUCAGGGUUUGUUUCAGUGUGCUUCGACUGGGCUGAUGUUUUCUAUGGCAAAGGAGGUAGAGCUUCGGUACAAGACUGUCCAAUGGGAUGAGGAAGUCCUCAUAUCAGCUGGCAAGAUGGCCGCAGGGCCGCUGUUUGACAUCCAGUGUCCUGAAGAAGCCGUGUGUCAGCUCCACCUCCCACACUGUGAAUCAAAGGAAGGACUGCUUGUUGAUGGAGGCUUGUCUGUUGUCCAUAUCACUGAUGAUGGGAUGAGCUUCUUGGAGCCGUUGGAGAUCACAGACACUCAUGUGGUUGUGAACGUACCUCACCUAUCCGCCUUUGGUCUGGUCUGGAAUUUUUUUAAAAGGUUUCUGGAAAAUUCCCAGCCAAUAAUUGGAGCAGUCCUGCUGUUCCUCCGACCUCCCUACAUCAGACAUCAAGUGCUUGAUGUGUUUCUGGUGCCAGUUAACAUAGACAUGGAUAAGCUUGUUGAACAGCAGGAAGGAGCAACUAGAAUAAGGAUGUCUUCUGAGUGUCACCUCAGCGUUGAUCAAAAUUACAGUGUCUGCUGUGAACCUCAGGACUUCAGAGUACAGCCACUGCAAGCAACCUUUCGCUCAAAUCAUGGACCAAAUUUUUUCUCAACAUUUGAAGUUUUCCUCACGCCAAACCAAGAGGAACUGACUCUGAUCAUCCAGGACCAACACAGUAGAGAAGUCUGGAGACGUUAUGUGCCUCUUACAGGCUCAAGGAGGGAAUCUCUGCCAGGGACAGGGACAGGGGGCAGGGUUCUAUCAGAAGAGACCCUGUUGUCAGUUAGGACAGAGUUUGUAAAUAGAGUGUCAGUUCCUGUUCUAAACCAACUUAUUGAUAGACUCCUGGAGCACGGUGUUAUUCAAGAUGAAGAGAUGGAGUCCUUACGCCCAGCAGGCAAAGCAGACAAAGCACGGGCAGUGAUUGAUUCAGUGCGAAGAAAGGGAGCUGUAGCCAUAUCAGUCCUGAUCACUGCUCUUCUUCAGGUGGAUCCAGUGCUUUGCAGAGUGCUAAACUUAAGAUGAAAGCAAAGAAAGAUCUGUGGGAUGAUGUGAUGAUGUAAAGAGCUGACUGUUUUACUGUUACACCUCAUUUGUUGGAACCUUAAAAUUAUAUUUUGAGGAUGAAAUAUUCCCUCCACAGCAGAGUGUUGGUCAAUAUUUAAACAUUCCUGUGCUGACACUUUGUCCGUCUUAGUAAUUCUUUAUUUCAGUACCAACCAUUUCUUGUUUUUCACAGUUUCAUUAAUUUCACACCAUAGAUCAGAAAAAUAUGGACUAGGUUUAUUCAUAGAUUUAAAAGGCAUUUGAAACAAUAAAUCACAACAUAUUAAUAAAAAAACUAGACAUUUACAGUAUCAGAGGGGUGGUCUUGAACUGGGUGGGACAGUAUUUGAGCACCAGGCAACAGGUUGUGAAGUUUAUGUGAUAGUUUCUCUUCAUGCUUGAACAUGGCUUGUGCCCCCCCAGGGGUCAGUGUUGGGCCCUAAACUGUUUAUGUUAUACUUUACUUACAUAUGUAAUGUAUCAAAAGUACUGAAGCGUGUUUUGUUUGCUGAUGACACAAAUAUUUUUUUCUCUGGAAAUUAUUUAGUUUUUAUUGGAGAUCACUUCUGAAAUGAGGAAAUUAAAAAUGGGUUUUGAUAGACAUAAAUUAUCUUUAAACUUGAACAAAAAAUGGUGCUUUUUGGGAAUUCAAAGUAAAUAUUAUGGUACAUUUUUGGUUAUAUUUCUAUGAACCAAUCUCUAAUAAUGCCUUUUAACAGCUUUUUAUAAGUAAUUACAAGCAUUCAUAAUUUAUGACUGUUUAUGAGCAGUGAUUAUAAGCUGUUAUAUAGAAAUGCAUUAUAACUUAACAUGUAACAAACUAGAGCAUCUUAUAAAUCCUGGGUUUCAUAAAGCAUUAUACCUCCCCCAACGUUAACCAGUUAUAAAUGUUCAUUGAAAAGUGACUGAGUGCAUUAUAAGCAGUUCCUCUGCUCCUCUUCAACCUGAGUUAUUCCAGCUUGAAAUAAAGCAAUUGUUUGGAUAAGUAC
Molecule: messenger RNA, 3630 nt
Organism: Cheilinus undulatus (humphead wrasse)
Lineage: Eukaryota; Metazoa; Chordata; Actinopteri; Labriformes; Labridae
Product: NACHT, LRR and PYD domains-containing protein 1-like
Exons: 17
Coding region: 158-2620 (820 amino acids)
Biological process (GO): regulation of apoptotic process
Molecular function (GO): protein binding
Source: RefSeq, a predicted model, not a curated record